Brachypodium distachyon (stiff brome) is the source of this 901-nucleotide messenger RNA. Its product is annotated as photosystem II reaction center PSB28 protein, chloroplastic. Gene Ontology annotation, biological process: photosynthesis; DNA repair. Lineage: Eukaryota; Viridiplantae; Streptophyta; Magnoliopsida; Poales; Poaceae. The record is from RefSeq and is a predicted model, not a curated record. Gene Ontology annotation, molecular function: methylated-DNA-[protein]-cysteine S-methyltransferase activity. Bases 188 to 727 code for a protein of 179 amino acids. Gene Ontology annotation, cellular component: chloroplast thylakoid membrane; photosystem II; photosystem II oxygen evolving complex. The transcript has 2 exons.
GGCAUGGCUGGCUCUCGUUGGAGCACACAACACAACACAGGCUGACAGGCAGCCACCCCCAAUCUAUACCAUCUCCCUCCUCUGCACCACUCAAUCAAAGCCCGGAUACACCUCUCCAUCUUCGUCUCCAAUCGAACUUUCUUCCUCACCAGACACACAAAGCUAGAGCAAGUUACCUCCAUCAGUAAUGAAAGCUCUCGCCGUCGCCUCGCCGGUCGCAGCGGCGCAGCCCCGUCGUCGAUGCCUCGCGGUCGCAGGUGUCCCAUGCCAUCGGAUCAUGUCACAGCAGCUGCAGACCUCCUUCACCGGCGUCUCCCUGCACCGCCGGCAGCAGCACAAACCUUCUACCCGGCCAUCGUCAUCGGUGGUGGCAAUGGCGAUGGCGUCGCGGCCGUCGAUCCAGUUCAUCCAGGGCACGGACGAGCAGACGGUUCCCGACGUGCGGCUGACCAAGUCCCGGGACGGUAGCAACGGCGUGGCCGUCUUCACCUUCGACCAGCCGUCCGUGUUCGACUCGUCGGCGGAGCUCGGCGACAUCACCGGCUUCUACAUGAUCGACGAGGAAGGCACGCUGCAGACGGUGGACGUCAGCGCCAAGUUCGUCAACGGGAAGCCCGCCGCCGUGGAGGCCAAGUACGUCAUGCGCACACCCAGGGACUGGGACAGGUUCAUGAGGUUCAUGGAGCGAUACUCCCAGGCCAACGGCCUCCAGUUCCUCAAGAAGUGAAACAUUAUGUGAAAACAUUAUAUAUGCAUGACCUCCAGUGAAUCAUUCUUCUUCUGCUGCUGCUCUUCCUUUUCUUGAGUUUUUUUCCUUUGCCUUCUUUGGCCUUUGUGUGGCUGUGUUGAUCUGUAACAACUGCUUGUUGCUACGAAUUAAGCGCUUGAGAUUGAUGAUCCA